Hypoxylon fragiforme is the source of this 2659-nucleotide messenger RNA. RefSeq names its product transferase family-domain-containing protein. The transcript has 2 exons. The record is from RefSeq and is a predicted model, not a curated record. Gene Ontology annotation, molecular function: acyltransferase activity, transferring groups other than amino-acyl groups. The coding region runs from base 508 to 1950 and encodes 480 amino acids. NCBI's taxonomy places the organism in Eukaryota, Fungi, Ascomycota, Sordariomycetes, Xylariales, Hypoxylaceae.
CAUUUCCAAAUGUCCUUUCAAUGCUUCUCUUUUAUACAUCCAUGAUAGAUUAUCAUGGCUCAUACAAAGCAGACAUCCACUCCACUAAAUCCCUAAUAAUGAAUAUCCAAUCUAUCGAAACAGACAAGAUCCUUAAUUUUAUCAUCAAGGUCCCAUUAAUAUCAGUACAUAAAUGGUACAUAGGUAUAGAUGAUCUGAGGUGCAUGUGCAUAAAAGGGAUGAGGUGCAUAUAUGCAUUUUCGAAUUUCGCGAGUUUUAUUCCACGAUAAUCUCCGCACUACAAAUCGGUCUCAUGUGGGUUAAGCAGCGAAUCGUCUAACCUAGCCUAGCGCUUACUGGGGACACUCAUCCAAUUUACCGUUUUCAUUUAUUUAAUUUAGCAUACGACAGUGUUGUCACGACAGCGUUUGGCGUCGCGUGUUGCAUUUUAAUGUUUCGUACUAACGCGACGGUCCAGGUGCCUCAUGAUUACCUAAGGUUACCUAGGUACCCACAUAGUAAUGGAAGAUGACUAAUCUCAUCAAUAUGACGGUCCUCUCUCCACUCGAUAAACUGAUGCCUCGAGGCUAUAUCCGUCAAAUGCUCAGCUUCCCCACAACGCACUCAAACAUAUCCCAUGUUCUCAAAGCGGGUUUAGCUAAACUCGUCGCUGAUAUUCCGUAUCUUCUCUCCGCAGUUGUCAUCAAUGAAGAGAAUCACCACUACAUCUUACUAGCCGAACCAUAUCAAACCGUGGAUGAUCUCUACUCAGAGCAAGAUUGUUCAGAUACAGUCAACUAUACCGUCAUGAGAGAGGAGCAUUUUCCACCAUCCAUGUUCUCUGGGCCAGGAAUGACACCUCCCGAAACCCAGCCUCCAUUUUCGAACCCAACGCCCGUCUUUCGGGCCAGGGUGUCGUUCGUUCAGGGGGGGAUAGUUCUUUGCGUAGCCGUCCACCACUGCACCACCGAUAUCACCGGAUUUGGGGUCAUUCUUAAGACGUGGGCUUCGCACUGUCAAACAAACGGUUCUACAACAACAAUUUUUGAUCCUAUGUGGAUGGAUCACAGUAUUUUACUCAAACAUUAUGACAUGAACAUGAGGAAGGUGCCUAGCGGUAUUCCUAAGCUCCUUCACAUCCGAGGGCCUGACGAUCACGCUCGUCUUGCUAACUCACGAUUAUAUCCUGAUGGUUUCACUACUGACAUUUUGUUCUUUCCUCAGAAGACCCUACAGACCUUAAAACACGCGGUGAAUGAGCAUAUCACUUCGCAGGGGGUCACGGGUUGGGUCUCUACAGGUGAUAUUAUUACGGCCUUGCUAUGGAGCGCAAUACUCGUAGCUGAACACGAGUGGCCAGCAUCUGAAGAAACACCAAGAACACAAGAAGAAAAGAGCAGCACAAUAGGAUUUCCAGUGAAUAUCCGUUUGCGGGCGAAUGCACCAUUGCCCUCUGACUAUAUUGGUGCUGCCUUUGUUAUGGCAGCUGCUAUGUCUGCAAGGGAUGACCUUAUAUCCUUCGCCAUGCCGGGAAGUCCUUUAGGCGACGAUGAACUCAUAGGCUCUAACUCCAUCGGGAAACUAGCCAAGAUCGCCUCUACAAUACGUAUUUCUCUUCGCCAAGUCGACGAGAAAAGUAUCCAAGAUGCUUUAGAGUAUUUAAAUGCAGCCCCUGACGACCAUCCUCCAAUCACGCUAGGACCCCGUCAUGAUAGUAUAUCCAUCGUUUCUUGGGCAGACCAGGCUGCUUAUGAGAUUGAUUGGGGCGAAGCUAUUGGGAAAUGCGAUGCCGUCAGGCUUCCGAAGUUGAGGGGCAAGCGGUACCCUAUCAUCCUCCCCAGAUCUCCAGCUGGCAUCAACGAUGGUGAGGAAGGCUUAGAAGUGAUUGUCAGCUUGGAGAAGCAAGCUUUAGAGAAAUUUGAACAGAGUUGGCCGAUCAGACGGUUCGCUAUCGUUCGGUGUUCUUCGUGACGGCUAGAGGGGUUAGGGAACUUGAUCAAUCGAAAAAUAUCGAAUGUAUUGAAUGAAACCUGGUGAGAAUAUGACUUUCCCCGCCCAUGAUGGCUCACUCCCCAAGCAUAUAACCAUCACCUUGUUAGCUACUAGGUAACUUUCACAGUAAGUACCUUAUACGCGGGGUCCCUCUCCAAGGUCACAGUGUUGUUAGCUCACAGCAACACAUCCUAUUUACUCCACAAGUCUACCUUACGACGUAUCAUGUAGUAUCACAAGAAAUUUGUUUGGUACCUAUCUACCUAGGUAACUUUCAAGCUCCUGUGAAUGGGCAUUGGGGAGUUUAUGAGGCCCUUCACAGAUACCAUGGUAGGGGCUAUUAGAGCUAAUUGGGCUGACCUGUGAGUUUAAUCACAUCCAGGGUAAUCGAGAAGUCAAAAGAUGGAAAGGAGAGUGCAGUGAGUUCAACGGCUGUAGCAUUGGCCAGAUCUACCCUAUUCAGGGGCGAGUGCAGAUAGGUAUUUAGUAUCAACAUAUCAAUGGGACACCCGUUCCUUCCCUCAAAACAUCCGGACUGCUUGUCAUGAGAUCACAUUAACACGUAUGGAAAUAGCAUUGUUCUUAUAGGCAACCGCUACGCAAAAGAAAUCCCCUGCCUGUCUACCCUAGGUAUAUACCAUGUACAUACAUAAUCCAUAGCAGUAGUACCUAGUACUGUUAAUUACAU